AUGUCUACGGAAAUAAUAGAUCCCACAACAGCCAGCGUUCCCUCCCAGGGUAUUCGCAAGAAUGCCCCAGGCAAACAAUGGAAACUUCCCAAGGCUCCCUUCAAGCCCGGGACCACUACCAUCUCGACCACCACCACCACCACAUCAUCCAAACAAUCAAAAUCUUACCUAGCCCGUCAAGCCGACCGUCUUCAAUCUUCAAUCAUUAAGACCAAGGAAAAGGAGCUAAAGGCCGAGAAGGAAGCUAUCCGUCAACAGCGGAUACAAAGCAUCAAGGACAAGCGAGCUGCUAAGGAAGAGAAGGAACGGUAUGAUCUGUUGGCGGCAAAGAUGCAUGCUAAACGUGUGGAGAGGUUGAAGAGAAGGGAAAAGAGAAAUAAACUGUUGAAAGAGAGGUAG
This is a messenger RNA of Orbilia oligospora ATCC 24927, 399 nucleotides long. RefSeq lists its product as uncharacterized. The record is from RefSeq and is a predicted model, not a curated record. Bases 1 to 399 code for a protein of 132 amino acids. The transcript is spliced from 2 exons. NCBI's taxonomy places the organism in Eukaryota, Fungi, Ascomycota, Orbiliomycetes, Orbiliales, Orbiliaceae.